UCCGCUCGGGGCGGCGGCGGUGGCGGAAGUGGGAGCGGAGCCGGAGUCUUGGCCAUAAAGCCCAAGGCGGCGGCAGCGGCGGCGUUGAAGGCUUGGGGAGUGCCGAGGAGUCCGCUGGAACCGGAGCUUGGACUUCUCUUCAGCCCCUGUCUUCCCUUGCACUUCCUCCUCGGCGGGAGCCCUAGCGACGCGCCCGGCCCGGAGCCCCAAGCGGAGCGGCCGCGUGGCAGUACCAUACAGCGUUGCCUAGGUUUCCCUAUUUGGGACCUCUGGGUCGUGUGUCCACUGAGUGGUGGGAGUUAACUUUUUGACAUCUAACCUGAACAGGCCCUAAGAAGAUUGCUCCAUUUGGAAAGUUGAAAGAAUCCACCUCCAGCAGACGUUACUGUUCAGCUUGGUGGCCAGCGCAGUUGUUUGAAGGAUGACCUCUAGGAAGAAAGUGUUGCUGAAGGUUAUCAUCCUGGGAGAUUCUGGAGUUGGUAAGACAUCACUCAUGAACCAGUAUGUGAACAAGAAGUUCAGUAAUCAGUACAAAGCUACAAUAGGAGCAGACUUUCUGACAAAGGAGGUGAUGGUGGAUGACAGACUAGUUACAAUGCAGAUCUGGGACACAGCAGGCCAGGAGCGGUUCCAGUCCCUUGGUGUGGCCUUCUACAGAGGCGCAGACUGCUGCGUUCUGGUGUUUGACGUUACUGCCCCCAACACAUUCAAAACUCUCGAUAGCUGGAGAGAUGAGUUUCUCAUCCAAGCCAGUCCCCGGGAUCCUGAAAACUUCCCCUUCGUUGUGUUGGGAAACAAGAUUGACCUCGAAAACAGACAAGUGGCCACAAAGCGGGCACAGGCCUGGUGCUACAGCAAAAACAACAUUCCCUACUUCGAGACCAGUGCCAAGGAGGCCAUCAAUGUGGAGCAGGCGUUCCAGACAAUUGCACGGAAUGCACUUAAACAGGAAACAGAGGUGGAGCUGUACAAUGAAUUCCCCGAGCCCAUCAAACUGGACAAGAACGACCGGGCCAAGGCCUCGGCGGAGAGCUGCAGUUGCUGAAGGGGCAGUGAGAGCAGAGCGCAGAGUCCUUCACAAACAAAGAACACACUUAGGCCUUCCAACACAAGCCCCCUCUCCUCUUCCAAACAAAACAUAAAGUCAUCUCUCGAAUCCAGCUGCCAAAAGAAACCCCAUCAAACACACCCUUACACACACACACACACA
Lutra lutra (Eurasian river otter) is the source of this 1210-nucleotide messenger RNA. RefSeq names its product RAB7A, member RAS oncogene family (gene RAB7A). The record is from RefSeq and is a predicted model, not a curated record. Lineage: Eukaryota; Metazoa; Chordata; Mammalia; Carnivora; Mustelidae. Gene Ontology annotation, biological process: endosome to lysosome transport; phagosome-lysosome fusion. The transcript has 8 exons. Gene Ontology annotation, molecular function: GTPase activity; GTP binding. Gene Ontology annotation, cellular component: phagocytic vesicle; late endosome; lysosome. Bases 422 to 1045 code for a protein of 207 amino acids.